UGACUUCCUCUUGCAAACCUCUCACCCUGGAAAGCCCUCCUCGCUUUUUUCCCCUCAAGGAAAUGUUAUAAAUAGUGCUGUGUGUUCUGUUGACUCAAAUUGAAUGUCUCUUUGCACUGCCCACCUUUGCUCACCUUUUCACUCCUCUCUCCGGCCGUUUCUCGCUCAACAUACACACACACACACCCACUCCGGUUCUUCUUUGCAUUUCACAGUUCGUCUCGGCUUCUCUCGGAGGAUUUUCUGCUUCUGCUCGUUCUGCUGAACAGCCGGAGGAGAGGAGUUGGCCAGGAUGCGUUGUGUGAGCUGGUUGUUGUUGGGGACCUGCCUCCUGGUCCUGGGCCCCGCCGUGCAGGGCGCCCCGAGCCAGUGCCCCAGCCUCUGCAUCUGCCACGGCGACCUCCAGCACGUCAUCUGUGACAGCGCCGGGCUGAAGAAGAUCCCCCAGGUGUCGGACGCCACCCGUUUGCUGAACCUGCAGAGGAACAGCCUGGGCCACAUUCCCACAGGGGCCUUCAGCGACAGCAAGGGGCUCAUCUCUCUGCACAUGCAGCACUGUCAGCUCAGAGAGAUCGGGUCUCAGGCCUUCAAGGGGCUGAAGAAGCUCAUCUACCUCUACCUGUCCAACAACGAGAUCAACAGCAUCAAGCCCGGCGCCUUCGAGGACCUCACGGAGCUCACCUACCUCUACCUAGAUGGGAACCAGAUCGGCGACCUGGCCAAGGGCAUCUUCUCCCCCAUGAUCAACCUCUUUAUUCUGCAGCUCAACGACAACAAGCUGCGCGAGCUACGGCCGGGGACCUUUACCGGAGCCAAAGACUUGCGCUGGCUGCACAUGAGCGGGAACGAGCUGACCACCCUGCAGCCGGGCUCGCUGGACGAGGUGGAGAACCUCGCCAUACUUCACCUGGACAGGAACAAGAUGUCCACGUACCCCAGUGCGGCAAUGAGCAAACUGCGUGUGGUGGAGGAACUCACGCUGGGGAGGAAUCCCAUGAGGACCAUCCCAGACAACGCCUUCCAGAGCUUUGGGCGCUACAUGGAGAAACUGCACCUGGACAACAUGAGCCUGGAGAAGUUCUCUGACGGUGCGUUCACCGGAAUGACGGCCAUCAAGUCGCUGCACCUGGACAACAACAAACUGAAGUCUCUUCCCAAAAGCCUCGAGUUCAGCACCAUCACCAACCUCACGCUCUCCACGAACCCCUGGAGCUGCACGUGUCAGCUGGCGCCGCUGCGCAGGUGGAUGGACUCGAGCCGCAGUCGUCCAGACGCACUGUGCGCUUCUCCCCCCGCACAGCGAGGCAAGCAGGUCCGAGACAGCGCCGCCUUCAGUGGCUGCCGAGUCAAGGCCAAGAGAGCCAAGAAGGGCACACGUCACUGAACACGCAGCCGUGCAGGAGACGCUGUGAGCAGGAGCCUGUCCAGGUGACCGGCUACAACCAGAGCUACGCUAACUCUACUUCCAGACUGUCCGUCUAUUCAUCUGUCAGAUGCCGUCACUAGUGUAAACACAAACAAACACAUUCAUAGAUACACAUCCGCUCUGUCUGCGUCACACACACACACACACACACACACACACACACACACACACACACAUUAUCAUUUACUUUUCACUGACUUAUAUCAAAGAUGAAAAAUAUAAGUAUGAAGUGGAUAACAUGCAGGUAACCAUCAAAACGAAGGUCAAGAAUAAACAAGAGCCUCAAGGACGUGGUGGGUUCAGGGGCAAACUGAAAACAGAGGUUUAAAGCUGCAUGAACUGAUUGUUUGGCCACUAGGGGGCAAUGUUACAAUCUGUAAAAAAACAUUGGAACAGACUGUGGCUGUGUCUCAAUUCAGGGCUUCUGUCACAUCGACGGCUCUUUUAAAUGUGGCCGACAAACGCCAGCGAUCUGCACCCGCUCAAACUAUCCCAGGAUUCAUUGUGCUUCUGUUUUUCAAAGAGGUAAUGGCGUCAAGUUUUGAGCUUCAACUCAACCCAACAGCUAAAGGUUAUAAGAAAAAACAAGAGGCGUUAAAACUUUCUUGUCCUGUCCCGAGCCUCCUGCAUGACUCCGGGUGGAUGGCGCCCUGAGAAGGAGGCGGACCCCUGCAUUGAGACACGGCUGUCAAGUUAUGUUCAGAGGCCGAACCCCAGUAAAGGUGUCACAGAUGAUUCAACAUUCUCCCGCUUCAUGUUUCCUUCACAACAAAUUGAAAGUCUGAGUUUGUAAAAAAAUGAUUGAUUUGGAAACAGAAUCUCCAAGGUUUGCAAAAGUCUGUCGGCUAAAAUGAAAAGAAAAACGUUUUGAGUGUUUACUUUAUGCAUUUCUUAUGUAUUCUCAUUAUCUUUGCAUUUCCUGGACUUUUGGAAGUGGAAACAAGUUCUCACGUCCAAUAAACCUUUCACAAAACCCA
Molecule: messenger RNA, 2403 nt
Organism: Hippoglossus stenolepis (Pacific halibut)
Lineage: Eukaryota; Metazoa; Chordata; Actinopteri; Pleuronectiformes; Pleuronectidae
Gene: chad
Product: chondroadherin
Exons: 4
Coding region: 293-1384 (363 amino acids)
Cellular component (GO): extracellular matrix
Molecular function (GO): protein binding
Source: RefSeq, a predicted model, not a curated record